AUGAAAAGAAAAUCAGAAGCAAAUAUUUUAAAUGAUUUAUCAAACUCACAGGUUCCAUUUAUGUGCUAUUUGAUAGUUUUACAAGAAUGGAAAAUUAAUAAGCUAUCUGAAGAAGUGAAAAAUAAGAUAGUUUUGGACUUAAAAAGUACUGAAGAAUUCAAAGGUAUGGAGUUGGAUUCUAAUCAUUUAGAAUCAAUUAUUGGUGAUUUUUCAGUUUUCCCAAUGUCAAAUAAAAAUAACAUUAUAGCUAUGUGGAAAUCAAUUAACAAAUUUAGAGCUAUAUAUAAAUUAGAAAGCAUUUUAAAACACAAUGUCUUAGAAAGAUCAAACAAAUAUAAUAAGGUUUCAAAAACCAAUGGAAAUGGCCACAAAGGUAACUUUCAAGAAAAUAAAAUAAGAAAAACUUGGAAUUAUAGAAAAAGUAAAAAGCAAAGGUUAGAAGAAAAUAAAACCAAUAAUAAUAAUAUGAUUAUUAAUCAAAAUCACAAUAAUGAUAAUCAUCAUAUUAACAACAAUAAUAAUAACACUAACAAUAAUAAUAAUAUGAAUAAUACAAAUCAUAUUAACAAUAUCAAUAUUGAUUAUAAUAACUUUAACAACUCCACUCAUAUAGAAACCAAUAACUGUAGUGAUGAUUCUAUUAAUAGUGAUAAUGAAGAAAGUGAUGAAGAAGGUAACGAGAGUGAAUUUAAACAAUUUAAUGAAAACUUUAAAGGCUCAAUAUCAAAUAAAACUGUUGAACCAUACACACCAUCUCAAUAUUUUAUUCCACCAACCCCAUUUGAUACCUUUUUAUAUAGCUCCAAUAACUCUACCCCAACAAACCAAUCUCCAAUUAUAAACCAACAGCUAUUACAAAUACAACAAACCCAACAACAACAACAACAACAGCUACCAAAUGUUAAUAACACUUCUUUUGAUAAUAAUAUAAAUACCAGUAUAAGUGAUAACAGUAAUAACACCAACACUAGUCCAAUGUAUGUCUAUAUACCAAACUAUAAUGGAAAUUUUAAUUACAAUAACUACUACUCUACACCAUUCUAUAAUAUCCAAAACUAA
Messenger RNA from Dictyostelium purpureum, 1059 nucleotides. RefSeq lists its product as uncharacterized. Lineage: Eukaryota; Evosea; Eumycetozoa; Dictyosteliales; Dictyosteliaceae. The record is from RefSeq and is a predicted model, not a curated record. Bases 1 to 1059 code for a protein of 352 amino acids. The transcript is spliced from 2 exons.